Molecule: messenger RNA, 2690 nt
Organism: Exophiala xenobiotica
Lineage: Eukaryota; Fungi; Ascomycota; Eurotiomycetes; Chaetothyriales; Herpotrichiellaceae
Exons: 2
Coding region: 272-1921 (549 amino acids)
Source: RefSeq, a predicted model, not a curated record
CUCGACGACACCAUCCUUCCCAGCCGUCUAUAUUCAACAGCUGCUGCACGAGGUGUUCGUCAUCCCACCCAGACCUGAAGUGCUGUUCUCUCUAGUCGAACAAGACCUAAGCCUUUGCUUCCGGCUUUGUUUUUUUCGUAUCAUCUCAACUGUCUGAAAUAAUCAAUAUUUGCAGGUGGUUGAUCGGAGCAGUUUCCAUGCAGCGGACCUCUCUGUCCACCGGGAUUUGCAACAUAUACAAACCUCUUCCGCCGCACUGGCCAUAAGUGUGAUGCACUCGGACCAUGACGGCGUAGGUUGUGAAACGUGCACCAUGGCACCACCAGAUCCGCAGCGUUGGACUUACACAGACUACGUAUGCUUCCUUCGAAGUCAUGGCUUUCACAAUCUAGCAUGUCUAGACGACUAUCUGCGAUGGGGUGUUGAAUCUGCUCGAAGCCCAGCCGUACCGCGACCGCAAAGAGCGGAAACAAUUCUUCUCGAGUUUGGAACAUCAAGUUUUAGGACGUCGGAUCUGACGGACACCACCAAGCUGAGAGUCUUAUUGAAAGAAUGGACGAAGAAAACACCCUCAACACCGACGACUCCGGCACCAUCCGGAGUUCAAGGGCGGAUCAUCAUGGUCAACAACAUCAGUCCCGAUAUGGUCGACACACUCGGAGGUCUUCUCAACAUCGAACCAGGCUUCUUCGCGUCCCAUCUCGCCGACCAUGGUAUUGGAAACACAGGCGACGUCAACACAUCAUCUCCACUGGCUUCUCAAAACCAACGACGUCAGAAGCAAUUUUUCACUAUCGAGUAUCCAUGUGCAUUUGUGGCCCAUAAUUGUGGCAAGGACGUCGACAUCGAGAAGCUCUACUGCAAAGGGAACUACCGGCGACGAGUAGAAGUAUGCUCGAAAUACGGCAAACACAAAGUCGCCCUUGCCAGGCGGAAAAUUUCAUUCUACAUGAAGAAAUCCCUGGACCCAUGGUUAUGCGUCGUCCUGGUCGACCCACCAAUGACACACUUCACCCUGGGCGCCGAAACAAGUUUCGGCACAUUCUCCCCGAGUCAGCGCAUGGAAAUAUCAGGCUACCAAGGCGGCUACCUCGACUUCAUCGAGAUGCGCCGUCCCGGCAGCAAAGACUCGCACGACUACCGCGCCUGUGGCUCUCGCCCCAUGUGCCCAAACCCUUUUGACGACCUUUGCCGGCACUGGCACAUAAUGGCGCGCGACGGCCUGCUCAACCCGUCCGACAAUACAAUGCUCAAUAUCAUGCGACCGGCCUUCCAGAUCGCUGCGUCCGAGUGCACAAACUUUUUCGACUACGUCCGCACGACUCUCGAGAGCCAGCCGGUUUCCACUGCGCUCGCUCUCGAGCCGCAAAAAGCCAAACGCAUCCUGGAUAAAGUCAUCUCUCUCGACUCCAUGCUGAGUCGGUACAAGCCCAUUCUCACACGGGUGAAAUCGUUCGUAACCUCGGACUCGGAUCUGAACGAUGACUACAGGGCGCUCCUGAUCGACCUGCACCACUACCGCGCCGAGUGUGAUUCGCAGAUGCAGCAUAUUCUCGCUGUCUCGCAGGUGCAGGAUACCGGGAGCCUGACGUCGAUCGAGUCCGAAUCCGUCCGGCAGGCGGACUAUUCGCGCUACUUGACCAUCAUUGCGCUGAUUUAUGCACCAUUCGCACUGGCCUGCGCAAUCUUUAGCAUGCCGCACGACUUUGCGCCGGCGGCCCAUUAUCUUUACGGCUUUCUGCCUGCAACCGCAGGCGUGGCGAUUGUCUUCCUCCUGCUUGUCUUACCGGAGGCGAGAGAUCCGCUGCCCAGUAUCAAGGCCGCGCUGUGUGGGAAACUGACGAGGAAAACGUUGCUCGCGAAGCCGAGUACUCGAAGUUUGAAUCCGGCGCCAGGCGAGAAAUACGUGGAAGAGGUUUGAGCAGAUUUAAUAUGAAGGAGCUACUUACAAACGCUACAAGUGUGCAAAUGAGGUCGGCCGCAACCGCUCGCCAGCACAUUGCGCUCGAGUAAGCUCUGCUACAGCAAAGACGUUGCUUCUUCUCCAGGCCACCCUGUGGAGAGGCUUUGCAAACGAUCUGUGAAACUCGCCUCGUGGCGCAGAAGCCUCCCUGGAGGCCUGCAGCACGAGUUUCGCUGAUCCAAUUCUUCAACGACGAGUCUGUUACUUGUGGUAUUGAGCAGACAAAUGACCCGGCGACGUGCGCCACCUCUCAUGAUUUCGGAAUGGUGUGGCUCCUGCCGAGCCAGUGCGCCUAUAUAUCACACCUUCUCGAUGUUACAUCAUGUCUCAUUACAACACAUAUUAAUGAGGAUCUACGACCGCAGGGUGCAUCAUUUCGUGAAGGUCUCCAUGCAGGCUUCAUGGCACGCUUUUCUUGGAAUUUCCAUCUAGGACUGGUAAGCAUGUAACCUCCCAGCGAAGACGCUGGGUAGGAUCGACGCUCGGAAUACGGGAUACUUGGGAAAGGGAAGCAAAGCAACGUGAGCUACUGUCCUCCGUCUGCUAUGUAUGACGAAAGAAAUGAAUGACCGUGACAAUAUUUGGGUUUUCGAGAGUCCUUCGGCCUAAUAUCAUUUCAUAGCCUCUGCGGAGCUGUUCAAGGCCCUCGAUAAUGUACACAGGACAAUUAUUUGGGGUUUUAUAUCGUACAUCAUGGCUAAGCCUGCCCAGGAGAUCAACAUGAAGC